CUUCAAAUUUUGUUCAUGAGUAACUUAUCUUUUAUUUUGCCUGCACCCUUCUUCUCAGGUGGUUCUGUUUUCCUUUUUGAUCGGAAGGAAUUAAGAUACUUCCGGAAGGAUGGACAUAAUUGGAGAAAGAAGAAGGAUGGGAAGACUGUUAGGGAAGCCCACGAGAAGCUGAAGGUUGGAAGCAUUGACAUGUUACACUGCUACUAUGCACAUGGAGAGGACAAUGAAAAUUUUCAAAGACGCAGCUACUGGAUGCUUGAACAGGAUCUCAUGCACAUCGUUUUUGUCCACUACUUGGAAGUCAAGGGUAAUAAGACGAACACGUGUUAUGCUAGAAACAAUGAAUCAUCUGUGUCAAAUUCUGAAGAUGACAGCUCAUCAUCUUCUUGCUUCCGUGGAAAUUAUGACAAAAUUGUUUCCGCAAAUGCAACCUCAUCAAGUCCCAUCAGCACCCUGACAUCAGCAUAUGAAAGUAAUGAAUCUGAGGAUAUUCUCCAAGUGAAUUCCAGAUUUGAUUCGUAUCCAGAGUCACCAUUGACAGACGACAGUCACACCACCCAUUCAAGUCCUUAUGAUUCGCUUCCAUGCCCAGGAAAUCGAAAUGUUGCUGCAAUGAAAUACUCAGCACUUGGGCAUAGAUAUGAAAACUUUGAUGGAGGCAAUGUCAUAUGUGGGGCUCAAACAAAACUUGAUUUGGAAUCAUGGGAGGAUGUUUUUGGACACUGUACUGCAGGUGAAACUGCUUACAAACAGGAAUCUGGGUGUUCACUGCCAGUCCAAGCAAAUUGGCAGGAAAAUUCAAUCGAGCAAAGUAACUUUCAGAUGCUGAACUCGCAUUCAGAUAUUUGGAAUCUGAUGAAGCCACAUGUGGAGAAUGACAUGUCUCCUGUUGUUACAGAAAACUGCUCUUUCUUACUGAAAAAACCUCUGAUAAGUGGGUUACAAACGGAAGAAAGCUUGAAGAAAGUUGAUAGCUUUUCCCGUUGGGUUGCCAAAGAACUUGGAGAAGCUGAUGAAUUGCGUAUGGAGUCGAGUAAUGGAAUUUCAUGGAGUAUUAUGGGGGCUGAGGAUUAUCCCAGUGUGCCAGCUCAACUACAAGAGGAUUUGGAUGCCCUCAGUCCUUCUCUCUCCCAGGACCAGCUAUUUAGCAUUAUUGAUUUUUCACCAAACUGGGCUUACUCAAACUUGGAGACUAAGGUCCUGAUAUCUGGAACUUUUCUCAAGAGUGAACAAGAAAUAGCAAAUUGCAGAUGGUCAAUUAUGUUUGGAGAAUUGGAGGUCCCAGCAGAGGUUUUACCUGACGGGCUUCUUUGUUGCCAUGCCCCACGGCACAAGCCUGGACCUGUCCCUUUCUACAUAACUUGUUCUAACAGAUUGGCUUGUAGUGAAGUACGAGAAUUUGAAUAUAGGUUUGGACCUAAUCAAAAGAUUGAUGCUGAAGAUGAAUCUGAAGGAACUUCUGAGAUCCAAUUCCGUCAACGUUUUGAGAAGUUAAUGUCCCUGAAUCUUGUCUGCAACACUCACAUCUUGGAAAACGAUACGGGGAAACAAAAUCUAGUCAAUAGAAUAUUUUCUUUGAUGGAAAGGGAGAACCACCAAGAGGCGAAGGUGACGUCAGAAAAUUAUAUUUCACAGCCAAAGGUGGCGGGGGAGCUGUUCCUUGAAAAGCAGUUAAAGGAGAAGUUCUAUUCUUGGCUUCUCCACAAAGUAACUGAAGAUGGCAAAGGGCCAAAUGUUUUUGAUGAGGGAGGUCAAGGCGCUUUGCAUUUAGCAGCUGCUCUUGGUUAUAAUUGGGCCCUCCUGCCAAUUAUAGUUUCAGGAGUUAGUAUAGAUUUUCGUGAUGCGAAUGGAUGGACGGCACUUCAUUGGGCUGCAUCUUGUGGAAGGGAGGACACAGUUGCUUCCCUCAUUUCUCUGGGUGCAGCUCCUGGAGUACUAACGGAUCCUUCCUCUGAACAUCCAUUGGGUAGAACUCCUGCAGAUCUGGCUUCUGCCAGUGGACACAAGGGAAUAUCUGGUUUUCUUGCUGAGACUUCCUUGACCACACACCUUACGUCUCUGACGGUGAAUGAUCCACAAGAUUAUGAUACCUCUGAAGUUUCUGAAGUGAAAGCAAUACGGACAGUUUCAGAGCAUGUCGCAAUUCCAACAACUGAGCAGGAUGUGCCAGACAUACAUUCGCUAAAGGAUUCACUUGCUGCUGUCCGUAAUGCUACUCAAGCAGCUGCUCGCAUUCACCAAAUCUUUCGGAUUCAGUCGUUCCAGAGGAAACAGUUCAAUGAACAGAGCUUUGAUGAGCUGGUGACCCCAGAAGAGCAUGCUGUUUCACUUGUAGCUGCUAAAACGAGCAGGGUAGGUCAGAAUGAUGGCACAAACAAUGCUGCUGCCUUACACAUUCAGAAAAAGUUCCGUGGAUGGAAAAAGCGCAAAGAAUUUCUUUUAAUUCGACAGAAAAUUGUUAAAAUCCAGGCUCACGUAAGGGGGCAUCAAGUCAGGAAAAAAUAUAAACCUAUUGUCUGGUCGGUGGGAAUUCUGGAGAAGGUGAUUUUGCGCUGGAGACGGAAAGGAGCUGGUUUGCGUGGAUUUCAACGGGAUGGGGUUCUAAAAGGACCCAGCACGCAAGGCUCACUGCAACAGGAAGACGAUUACGACUUUCUGAAGGAGGGAAGGAAACAAACUGAAGAAAGGUUGCAAAAAGCACUCGCUAGGGUUAAGUCCAUGACUCGGUAUCCAGAAGCACGAGCUCAGUACCGUAGAUUGCUGACAGCUGCUGAAGGAUUACGUGAAACUAAGCAGGAUGCUUCGAGUACGAAUGAAAACAACCUGGAUGAUACAAUUUUCCCUGACGACGAGCUUAUUGAUGUUGAAGCUUUGUUGGAUGAUGAUACUUUCAUGUCUAUGACAUUUCAGUGAGCAGAAUCCAAGUACACCUAUAGAAUUUGCAUAGCUUUUGUCGUUGCAGAAAUAAUAGACUGACUGAUAUUCAUUUAUAUUUUGUAUAUAUUCACAAGCAGCUGCAUUGUAGAACGUGUAAAAUGACAUCAU
Olea europaea var. sylvestris is the source of this 3045-nucleotide messenger RNA. RefSeq names its product calmodulin-binding transcription activator 2-like. Gene Ontology annotation, molecular function: transcription coregulator activity; protein binding; double-stranded DNA binding. The coding region runs from base 16 to 2913 and encodes 965 amino acids. NCBI's taxonomy places the organism in Eukaryota, Viridiplantae, Streptophyta, Magnoliopsida, Lamiales, Oleaceae. The transcript is spliced from 12 exons. Gene Ontology annotation, biological process: regulation of transcription by RNA polymerase II. Gene Ontology annotation, cellular component: nucleus. The record is from RefSeq and is a predicted model, not a curated record.